AUGGACGCAGCUGCUCUAGUACUGGCGGCACUGUGGUCGGUGUCGAUUGCUGCGUGCAGAAGGCUGACAUUUAUCGGCAGCAGGACGCUUAGGAACUCGUUGGGGACGUAUAAUAAUGUAACAUGGGCCAGGGUGAUGCCUGUGCAGGCAUCCCGGCUGGAUACUCCUGAUACUGAAACACCAUGUGAUGACGACUCGUCAAAAAAUGCACCUCCUUUGGACGAUCCCGACGACCUUUCCGAACAGCUCGGCUAUCAGUACACGGAAGAGGACCUGCAGCGUGAGCGUGACGAAAUUAGGGACUUUUACGAAAUCAACACCUUCAGCAUGAAAAGGGACAAGCUUCCUCGAGCUCACCCGUUGUACAAGUUCCUACGAGAAGAGCGCAAGAAAGCGAUAAAGCUUGAGCGUAUCCACAAGUGGAGGCAGGCUGAAGGACGCCGCCAGGAGUGGCGGGAUUUCUUCAAUUCAGUCAAGUGUCAGAAUGGAACGUGUGAGAACAUUUUUACCGAGGAACAGCAGGAUGUGUGGAAACGUCUAAUGGACAAGACAAUGCAGAUCGCCGAGCCACUGCUCGAGGAGGUUGAGGCGAUUCUGUCGAACAAUAAGCUGUCCCUGGAGAAGCGCAACGAAUUGGCUGUUGAGGUGCGAAAACAGAUUAAGGAUGUUCAGGAGCAGGUGUUCAAGGAGUUUGAGCCCGAGAUGUUGGCGUGCGGCGCGCUGCAGAAAACGCAGGAGUACUUCGCCAACGUCCCGACCUACGUGAUGGACGUGUGCCAGCCUGACAUAAAUCACAACGUGUACAUAAAGCCGGAGAACUGCACACUCCCCGCUGAUAUAGUAUGGUCAAACACGGUUCUGGGCAGUGGCCGUGAGCCGAACGAGCCGUUUUGGAAGUUCCACCUGCUGCCGUCGUUAGGGCAGAAGAAAAAGAAGCGCCUAGGACGUGGCCACGGGAGCGGCCACGGAGGCAGUUCAACACGUGGUUGUAAGGGGCAGAAGCACAGAUCUGGACGUUACAUAAACCCGGUAUUCGAGGGGGGUCAGAUGCCCCUCUACCGUAGGCUGCCGAAGUUCGUUGGCCGGCCCGUGGGUCCAGGCCAUCGCCACAGUCGCAGGGAAUACCAGCUUAUCCCUAUCCACCAGCUUAACGUCGCACGGGAGGGUAUGGUUGUCGACUGGGCAACACUCGAGUGCCUGGGAGCACGGCUUGGUCGGUACAAGCGUGGCCAUCCGAUCAAGGUGAUCGGCGGCAAGAAAUACGCGGGUGUUGCGAAGCCUUUGACCGUUCGCAACCUGAUAGUCAAGGCCCAUGCAUUUACACGUUCCGCUGCUCGCGAAAUUAUGGAUCUUGGCGGCCGAUGCAUGCUGCUUCGCCCUAAGACUGUGGACAUCGUGGAGGAGGAGUAUCACCCGGACGUCCCUCGCGCUCGCCGUUAUAUUUUCAGCGGCAAGAUAUCGCGUCGUGAGCGUCGUAGGCGUGAAAUCAAGCAACGUAUAUGGGAGGAGAUGCAAAAAUCCGCCUCCAGUGGUACUGCGCCUACCGAGACAUCAGACACAACGGACCAGCCACCGUUGGCCACUCCGGAAACUAUCGCAUCGUCUACCGCUGAAAACUCAAUUUCACCAGCUGAUGGCGCUACACUACCGCCCGACGAAUCACCAUCACCUGUGUCUGACAUGCCGCCUGGUGAAGAGGCGCAUUCACCUCCAGGCGAAUCGGACCAACUACAAACUGAAUCGCCUGAAAUCGCCGAAGAACAUGAUGACAAGCAUUGCGACGCAAUAUCUCCACAAUCGCAUACGGAUGCCCCCGUAACACAAAGUAAUACGACAAUAUCAGCCCCAGCUGAAGCCGAGGAGAACCCAGGGAUUUCGCGACCUGACGAGGACCCAACCACAGCAGAUGAUGGUGGCGAACCGCCUCCCAAGCGCCGCCGUGGCCGAAAGCCAAAGUCACUGUCGGCCGAUAACCCUUAG
Babesia bigemina is the source of this 1980-nucleotide messenger RNA. Its product is annotated as 50S ribosomal protein L15, putative. Gene Ontology annotation, molecular function: structural constituent of ribosome. The record is from RefSeq and is a predicted model, not a curated record. Gene Ontology annotation, cellular component: mitochondrial large ribosomal subunit. The transcript has 3 exons. Gene Ontology annotation, biological process: translation. Lineage: Eukaryota; Apicomplexa; Aconoidasida; Piroplasmida; Babesiidae. The coding region runs from base 1 to 1980 and encodes 659 amino acids.